GCUUUGCCAGUAAUUACACAUGGGCUUUUGACAUUUUUGCAGAAAAUUCCAAAUUGUGUGUUCCCAUUUUCUCCCUCUCUCUGUGGUCUCGGGAAAUGAAGUGACAAGAUAGCAUCUGAUCUGAUAUAGGUGUGAAGAUGGAUGUGGCAGCUAAGUCUGAGUCAAAGGACAACCUUCCCUUGUUACUCACCCAAUCUGCUGACCCUCUCAAAAGGACAGGGACGGUGUGGACAGCAGUGGCACACAUAGUGACAGGGGUGAUAGGAUCGGGAGUGCUGUCUCUGCCAUGGAGCACUGCACAGCUUGGCUGGCUUGCAGGCCCAUUCUCCAUCCUUCUCAUUGCUUCCAUCACUCUCUUCUCUUCUUUUCUCCUAUGCAACACUUAUCGCCAUCCCCAUCCCGAAUAUGGUCCCAAUAGGAGUGCCUCCUACCUUGAUGUUGUUCAUUUGCAUUUAGGAAUAAGCAAUGGACGGCUCAGCGGCCUUCUUGUGAAUAUAAGUCUGUAUGGUUUUGCAAUUGCCUUCGUCAUCACAACAGCUAUCAGCUUAAGAACAAUCCAAAAUUCAUUUUGUUACCACAACAAAGGGCCUGAAGCAGCAUGUGAAUCUGUAGAUGCAUAUUAUAUGCUGCUUUUUGGGGCUAUCCAAAUUGUUCUCUCACAGAUACCCAACUUCCAUAACAUCAAAUGGCUGUCGGUUGUUGCUGCAAUUAUGUCCUUUACUUAUUCUUUCAUAGGAAUGGGGCUUUCCAUUGCUCAAAUCAUAGAAAAAGGACAUGCUGAGGGUAGCAUUGGAGGAAUCAGUACCUCCAGUGGAGCUGAAAAGCUAUGGCUGGUUUCUCAAGCACUUGGUGACAUAUCAUUCUCAUAUCCGUUCUCCACAAUUCUUAUGGAAAUACAGGAUACUUUGAAAUCACCUCCACCAGAAAACCAAACCAUGAAGAAGGCCUCAGGAAUAGCGGUCACCGUCACUACAUUCGUGUACCUCAGUUGUGGAGGUGCUGGAUAUGCUGCCUUUGGUGAUAAUACACCAGGAAACCUUUUAACAGGUUUUGGAUCCUCCAAGUUUUAUUGGCUUGUGAACUUUGCUAAUGCUUGUUUAGUGGUUCACCUAGUUGGUUCAUAUCAGGUGUAUAGCCAGCCUCUUUUUGCCACUGUUGAGAAUUGGUUCCGUUUUAGAUUCCCAGAUAGUGAAUUUGUGAAUCACACAUAUAUGUUGAAACUCCCGUUGCUUCCAACCUUUGAACUUAAUUUUCUCAGCCUGUCUUUCCGAACUGCUUAUGUUGCAUCAACAACUGUGAUUGCAAUGAUAUUUCCCUACUUCAAUCAGAUUUUGGGGGUUCUGGGUAGCAUCAUUUUUUGGCCAUUGACCAUAUAUUUUCCGGUGGAAAUAUACUUGACUCAGUCCAGUACUGUAUCAUGGACGACUAAGUGGGUACUGCUUCGAACUUUCAGCAUUUUCGGCUUUUUAUUUGGAUUGUUCACUCUUAUUGGAUGUAUUAAAGGUAUAGUAACUGAAAAAAUAAGCUGAGAAGCUUUGAGACCUCUCCAAGGAAUUAGACUCAGGUAGCCUACAUUUUUUUCUUCCACUUUUCUCGUUGCAAUGGCCUUUCCACACAUUAACUCAGUUAGUAACUUGGAACCAUUAGAUGAAGACACGAUCUUUAUUGAACUGUUGCAAAUGCAAGGAAUAGGAGAUUGCACUGAAUCCAGUUGGACAUUAAACGUGCAGAUUCUCUCAUAUUUUCAAUAGGACUAGUGGUUCUGUAUUUGGUCACAUGCGGAAGGUAUCCACUACUGAAUGAAUGAACUCAAACUCAACAUUUCUACUUCCUCGGUUCUUCUUCCACUAUGUUAUACAAACAAAUUGAAAGUGGACUUUUUUUUCUAUUUCGUGGGGAAAUUUUCAGCUCUAAUUGAUUUUUUGUUUCAAGUCUUAUCGAUAAUAUUUAGAUUAAGCCAAGCUUGCUAUAAUUAUAAGCUCCUCACAAGUGACCCUUCAAUGUUGUUGACCUUUUACUUCAGUAACUUUGGUGGAACCCGAUCUUAGCUUUGGAUAGGAUUCCCUUUGGUAAAAAAUACAGUAUUUGAUGUACUAAACAAUCUAUUCCCUUUGUUUAAAUUUAUUGUUAAACUGCAAAA
Molecule: messenger RNA, 2140 nt
Organism: Glycine soja
Lineage: Eukaryota; Viridiplantae; Streptophyta; Magnoliopsida; Fabales; Fabaceae
Product: probable amino acid permease 7
Exons: 7
Coding region: 138-1529 (463 amino acids)
Cellular component (GO): plasma membrane
Source: RefSeq, a predicted model, not a curated record